Messenger RNA from Prosopis cineraria, 429 nucleotides. RefSeq lists its product as uncharacterized. Lineage: Eukaryota; Viridiplantae; Streptophyta; Magnoliopsida; Fabales; Fabaceae. The coding region runs from base 1 to 429 and encodes 142 amino acids. The transcript is spliced from 3 exons. The record is from RefSeq and is a predicted model, not a curated record.
AUGAAUAAUACAAUUAAACUUUGUGAGGAGUCAGGGAUUAAAGGAGAGGUGAAGUAUUGUGCCACUUCAUUGGAAUCCAUGGUUGAUUUUUAUCGCUUCCAAGCUUGGGAGACACGUGGAAGAUGGAUUAAGGUAGCUUUUGCACGUUCUGGAGAAACAAUUAGCAGACAAUUUCAUGUGGUUCUCAAGGCCAUUAUAAAGAUAGGCAAAUACUAUAUCAAAGAGAUUAACUCAGAUGCAAAUUAUCAAGAUAAUGACAAGUGGAAAUUCUUUGAGGGUGCGCUUGGUGCACUUGAUGGUACUCAUGUUCAAAUGACUGUUCCAAUUGAAGAUCGAGCAAGAUAUCAAAAUAUGGAAGGCGAGUUGAGCACUAAUGUUCUUGCAGUUUGUGAUCCUAAGAUGAUAUUCUCUUAUGUGUUACCUGGUUAG